Molecule: messenger RNA, 1716 nt
Organism: Lycium ferocissimum
Lineage: Eukaryota; Viridiplantae; Streptophyta; Magnoliopsida; Solanales; Solanaceae
Exons: 4
Coding region: 1-1716 (571 amino acids)
Biological process (GO): DNA integration
Molecular function (GO): nucleic acid binding
Source: RefSeq, a predicted model, not a curated record
AUGGGUUGGAGAGUUUGCAUGGACUAUCGCAAGCUUAACACUACUACUUGCAAGGAUCACUUCAUGGUGAAGGAAGGGAUCGUCCUCGGGCAUAAAAUCUCUGAAAAGGAGAUUGAGGUCGAUCAGGCGAACAUCAAUGUGAUUUCAAAGCUUCCUCCACCUAUCUCAGUCAAGGGUGUCCGGAGCUUUUUGGGACACACUGGUUUCUAUAGGCAUUUCAUCAAGGAUUUCUCAAAAAUUGCUGACCCAAUGUGUAAACUUCUUGAAAAAGAGGCUAAGUUUGAAUUUGACGAGAAGUACCGCAAGGCAUUCGAUGAAUUGAAGGAGCGUUUGACCACAACUCCUAUUAUUAUUUCUCCAGACUGGUCUCUGCUGUUCGAGUUGAUGUAUGAUGCGAAUCAUGCUACAUUGAGGUACCUAAUAGCAAAGAAGUACCUAAUAGCAAAGAAGGAAGCUAAGCCGCGGCUGAUCCGAUUGGGUGCUGUUACUGAGAAUCCGAUUGCUGACCAUCUCUCUCGGCUUGAAGAAGCCGGGAGAUCUUCAGGUGAGCUAGACAUUGAUGAUGCAUUUCUAGAUGAGAGGGUGUUGGCUGUGUCAAUAGAGGUGGCACCAUGGUAUGCAGAUAUUGCUAACUAUUUGGUAACAUGUAUAAUUCCAGAGGAGAUCAAGUCCUACCAAAAGAAGAAAUUCUUACGGGAUUCUCGUCAAUACUACUGGGACGAGCCUUACUUGUUCAGAACAUGCGCUGAUAACAUCAUUCGGCGCUGUGUUCCCAAAAGUGAAGUGAUGGCUAUUCUAAAGGCAUGCCAUGACUUCCAGUUAGGGGUCAUCAUAGUGGUAACCGGACUGCUGCUAAAGUUCUUGAAUGCGGUUACUACUGGCCUACUCUCUUUCAUGAUGCAAAUCUAUUGGUGCAGUCUUCUGAUCAGUGUCCGAGGCAAUGGAGCACAGUAUAUCUUGGUUGCUGUGGACUAUGUGUCGAAAUGGGUAGAAGCGGUGACUUUACCUAAUAAUGAGGCCAAGAGUGUCAUGGGGUUCUUAAAGAAAAACAUAUUUACUCGAUUUGGUACUCCGAGGGCGAUGAUCAGUGAUGGUGGUUCUCACUUUUGCAACAGAGCCUUCGCGGGAUUGAUGGAGAAAACUGAUUGGGCCCACAAGCUCGAUGAUGCUCUAUGGGCUUAUCGGCCUGCUUUCAAGACUUCGAUUGGGACUUCACCUUUCAAGCUAGUGUUUGGCAAAGCUUGUCACCUGCCAGUUGAACUUGAACAUAAGACUAUGUGGACCUUGAAGAAAUUGACCAUGGAUUGGAAAGAGGCGACCAAACUCAGGUUGUUUCAACUUAAUGAGAUGGAUGAAUUCCGGUACCAGGCGUAUGAAAGUGCAGCACUGUAUAAAGAGAGGAUGAAACAGUAUAAUAAUAAGAAAAUCCUGAAGCGAGAAUACUACAAGGGUGAUCCUGUCCUGAUGUUUAACUCUCAGUUGAAGCUACUACCGGGCAAGCUAAAAUCAAGAUGGUCCGAUCCUUUUGAGGUGGUAAGUGUCUCACCCCAUGGAGCGAUUGAAUUGAAUUCUGGAGAUGGAACUCGAAUAUUUAAGGUGAACGGGCAGAUGGUGAAGCACUACCAUGGUUGCAUUGAUGGGGAUAGAAUUAUUGACCGAUAUCGGUUGAAGCAACUAGGAACGAAUGCUGACCCGGAGAAUCCUGACCAGGAGUAA